Pyrus x bretschneideri (Chinese white pear) is the source of this 1785-nucleotide messenger RNA. Its product is annotated as transcription factor MYB17-like. Lineage: Eukaryota; Viridiplantae; Streptophyta; Magnoliopsida; Rosales; Rosaceae. The record is from RefSeq and is a predicted model, not a curated record. The coding region runs from base 492 to 1547 and encodes 351 amino acids. The transcript has 3 exons.
AAAUGCUUUCACAACCAUCUUCCCUGCAUUUGGCUACUCUCUCUUUCCAGUUGAGUGUAAAUUCAAACCUCAAAAGGAGAAAUCCCACCAUUAAAUCCCAUCCCGCUGCAUAAUUUCAUUGUUUGGGGCCAAAGUCUCUCACUUUUAAUGAGAUGGACAGCUUGAAGCUAGCUGAGCUUGUGCCUUUCCUUGCCUUUCAGACAACCCACAUCCAUAUUUCUGUAUAAUUAUUAUUAUAACAUCACUUCCCCUUUCUCCAGAUAGAGAUCGAACUCCUCCAGCAUUAACUCUCUCUCUCUCUCUCUCUCUCAUUCUCAUCAAAGAUCAAGUCUUUUGUGGGGGCUUUAAAUUGGGUUUUUCUUUUUCUUGGGAUCUUUAUUGUUGGGGUUUGGUGAGUGGAGCACUGGUGGCGGUGGUGGUUGGUGGUUGCUUCUCUCUCUACCCCUCUCUCUCUCUCUGUGUUUGAGAAUUAAUAGGGUAGUGUGAGAGAUAUGGGGAGGACUCCAUGUUGUGACAACAAGAAGGACUUGAAGAAGGGGCCAUGGUCGCCGGAGGAAGAUGAGCUUCUUCUGAACUACAUCAUCAAGAACCAUGGACAUGGAAGCUGGCGUUCUCUCCCCAAGCUUGCAGGUCUUCAACGCUGUGGGAAGAGCUGCCGGCUAAGGUGGACAAAUUAUCUCAGGCCGGACAUUAAACGAGGCCCCUUCAGCAAGGACGAAGAGAAACUCAUCAUACAGCUUCAUGGCAUGCUCGGAAACAGGUGGGCUACCAUAGCUUCUCAGUUGCCUGGAAGAACUGACAAUGAGAUCAAGAACUUAUGGAACACGCACCUGAGGAAGGGCCUUAUCGCCGUGGGGAUUGAUCCACAAACGCACGAGCCUCUUGCCUCUAACUGGUUAAGUAACAAUGCACCUGCUUCCGCAGCCACCCGUCACAUGGCACAAUGGGAGAGUGCUAGGCUUGAAGCUGAGGCUCGGCUUUCCAGGGAUUCAUCACUCUUCAGCCGUGUUCCAGAGAAAUCUGAGUCUGACCAUUUUCUGCGCUUGUGGAACUCCGAGGUUGGAAAAUCAUUCAGAAAGCUCAGUACCUCGGAUAAAUUUGCAUGCCAAAGCCCCAUUUCUCAGGCAUCUUCAUCGACCAAAUGUGGAUCGCUGUCAGCCGUGACAACAGAAGUUGGCAACUUAACUGGGUCAUCAACCAUGGCAGGCAAUCAAAACGAAGAUUUGAUAUACAGACCUUUCUUGAUCAACACUGAAGAUGUGGAAUAUAAACCCUUCCAGUUCAACACUGAAGAGGUGGGAUACAAACCCUUCCAGUCCAACACCGAAGAGGUAGAAUUCAAGAUCUGCCAGUCCAACACUGAAGAUGUGAUGGCGGGGUCUGUCUCCUCGUGUUCAAAUGAUUUGGAGGACUCAUCAGAUACUGCAUUACAGCUGCUGCUGGAUUACCCAACUAAUGAUGACAUGAGCUUCUUAGAAAACAAUGCCAAUGACUAUGCAACAACUCCUGCGGAGCUGACACCCAAUUCUUUCAUUUGCCCCCUCUGAAGCAGGCGUCCGAGCUUCUUUUGUUUUCGAAUCUACCGCACGAAUUUUUGGUGGUGGUUUUCUAUAAGCCGUCGAUUUAGUUAGAGAGCUAAGAUGAAGGGUUCUGCGCUUAAUUUUUGGCUUACACUUAAAGAGGCAGUGCUGUUACCACACCACUUAGUAGGGUUUCAACAACAAUCCUAGUUUGUUCAGGAUUCCGUAUAUAUAGUAGAUAAAGAUUCCUCGAUCGUUUCAGACA